Molecule: messenger RNA, 6664 nt
Organism: Venturia canescens
Lineage: Eukaryota; Metazoa; Arthropoda; Insecta; Hymenoptera; Ichneumonidae
Product: atrophin-1-like
Exons: 2
Coding region: 167-3622 (1151 amino acids)
Source: RefSeq, a predicted model, not a curated record
UCCGCGGAGAUCACAUCGGUUGGAGGAUUCGGCGCACGUCGGGAUUACAUCACGCAUCGAGGCACAAAUGCAGUGACUUUAUUGCCCGUUUUUCCUCGUUUUUAAGCAGCAAUUAUCCGUCGGAUUGUGCAGUGGGAGCUCGAGAGAGACGCGAGCUUCGAGUGCCAUGGCUAAUUUUAAGAUUGCCUCCACGCUCCUCUGCGUUCUUCUGAUCGGCCAAAAUGCCUCUGCCGUCAUCAACAAAUCGGCUGCUCCAUCGACGAGUGACAAAGAUACGACGGAAACAAAAGAUGAAAUCGUUGCUGAAGACAGAAUAAUAAGCGAGGUUUACGGUGCGCCUCCACAAUUAUCGAACGAGUAUGGUCCGCCGCCAGGUGAAGGAAGUUUCAGUGGGCCAGCACCGGUCUACGGGCCCCCAGAACUUACCGGGCAACAUGGCCCCGUGCAAGUUCACCCGCCGCCGCCUCCAGAGCUGCCGCCACCUCCGCCGCAUUCGUUCGGACCACCCAGAAAACCGAAGCCUCAUUUUGGGCCUCCGAAACAACCGUUCGGUCCUCCCCCGCCGAAUUUCGGACCUAAGCCAAGUUUCGGUCCACCCAAACUCCACUUCGGUCCACCACCUCCGUCAUUCGGCCCGCCAAGGCCUCAUGGACCACCACCGAAGUUUUCUGGACCGCCGAAUCAUCAGUUCGGACCUCCUCGAUUCGGAGGCCACAAACCCGGAGGACAUGGUCCUCCCAUUCCAACUUCUCUGGAGCAUUAUGGUCCUCCGAAUCGAGAACCUUCUGUGCCCUUCGAUGCCGCACCCUCGAACGACUUUUCAGCUCCAUCAGCGCCUCAAUCUUCACCUCCCCAUGGACAACACGGACCCAACGUAGACUUGUACGGUCCGCCUCCUCAAUCGCCACCUCCGGGAGUUCCAGCACCUCCAACUCCACCGGACAUAAAGUACGACGGAUGGCAACCGAUCGCUGGCCUUGUUGGAAGCCCCAAUAACCACGAGGCGGUUGACAACACGUACGGGCCGCCACCGGCGAGUUCCAGUAUCUCGAGUUCUCACAGCUCAUCUUCCCAGUCGUCGUUCAAUCAUUUGUCGGAUAGCCAUUCGUCGAGCCUCGUCAUCGAAACGCCGAAGCAAAAUGUACCAAGCAACUCUUACGGCGAACCGAUACACAACCAGGAAGCCCAAAAUUUCCAAUCAUCGGUUGUUCAAUCUACGAACUCUCAAGGACUACCUCCACCACCUUUGCCACAGUCGGAGCCACUUCAUAACAAUCAAGGACCUGCUCAAAGCAUUCCUGGACAUCAAGAGCACAAUCAACACCACGCAUCCAACGAUCACAGUAACCUGUUCGGUAGCUCCGACCUGUUCAACGGACAAUUUGAUCACGCCCUUAGUGGCGAACUGAAGGUACCGAAUCUUGAGAUUUUGCCCGAUGCCGGUCCGCUUUCCGGCAGUUUGCACGGAUUCUCCCAAGACGGCGGCGGAUCCUUCGGAGGCUUCAGCUCGUCUUCGUUCUCCGGUGCUUCUUCAAAUUCUUUCCACUCCGACGUUACUUCGACUGUCGCGCUACCCGUUUUGCCUCAGGACACUUACGGAGCUCCGCCAAAUGUGAACAACCAUCAACAGGAUUCGCACGCUCUCCUUGCCGGCAGUGGCGAUCUUAGCGUCCAACAAUUGCCUUACGACGGACCAUCACCCAACUUCGGUGGCAACUCUUUCGGGGGUUUUGGAAAACCUGGACCUUCUCCUCCUAUUGACUCCUACGGUGCACCACCUCCCACGUCUUAUUCGCCCAGUGGCCGUUAUCCCGCUGCUCAAAGCCCUCGUGGUGGAUCUUGGCACUCCAGUUUGAGUUCUUUCGGUUCAUCAAGUUUCAACAAGCAUUCCAGCGGCGGAAGUCACCAUCAUCACAGAAGCCACGGACCACCGAGAUUCGGUCCUCUUCCUCCGCCACCUCCACACAUGAGUGCCAGCUUCAUUCCACCUAGAAACCGGGCUCCCAUUAAAUUCCGCGAACGAAUCCCUCCUGCUUUUAUGGCCAACAUCAAUCGUUACCUUCCACCCAUCUCCAAGCCCUCGAUAAAUUACGGCGUACCGAUUGAGCAGCAAUUACCAUCCCUCAGUGGAGCACACUCUUUCAAAUCGUCAUUCUCCAACUCCCUAGGACAUUCGUUCAAUUCUGGCAACUCGUUCGCCAAAGACAAUCCAUUUUCGUUGAACACUCGAGUCGUUGCUCCACACGUUCAAUACGGCACUCCGUUCCCCCUUAACGAUUUCAACACACCAGCACCGGUCCUCACUUACGGCGCACCGAACUUCGGACCAGCCUACUCUUUCAUAUCAACGAGCUUUGGAAAUUUCGGAUCCGGUGGAAACCUCUACAAGAACAUGGGCAGCACGGGGCUGACUGCGACCUACGGAACUCCGGUCCACGGCGGUGCGGCACCGAUUCACGGGGGAAGUGGUAUUCCCGCUGGUCAUGACUGUGGCUUCCAGAACUCGGGAUCUCAAAUAUCCAGCCAACUUAACAGUUUCGAAGACGUCGGACAUCCGGCUAGCAGCGGAGCUAGCGCUCAGCAUCAUCAAACUUUCACAAAUUCCUUGCAGUCUUCUGCUCUCGUUGGAAACAUUAAUUCGGAACAUAGUAAUAGCCAGCAUCAAUUCACGAAUUUCCCUACGCCGUCGGUCCACGAGCUGGACUUGGAGAGUCACGAACAGCAGCAAGGGGAGCUGAAGGAUAGUUAUGGCAAUCCAAUCCCAUUGAGUAUUGAGAACGUUGAUCAGGCAGGGGCCGCUCUGACCACCAACGCCGUCCACGCAAAUUCCGAAUCCUCCUCAUCCGGCUACUCUUCUCACGAGGACGUGAGUCAACAUUCCCACGGGCAGCACCAAAACUCUUACGCCUCUGGUGGAACUUUCACCAGUGGAAACGGUCUCUCGGCCGAGGCGCUGACUGCCGCUCUCACCGCUCAGGGUUACGGCCAAGCGAAAAAUUAUGCCUCGAACGAGCUCGCUCAAGAUACGAGCAAUCAUUACACCAGCAUCCACGAUAGUGCUAACGAAGCCCUGCAAGUCGCGCUCCAGGCGGAAGGCGCUGACGGCUUCCAAAUCCAAGGCUCCAAGGGAACUUACACGUUGCAAAUCCAAUCGGCCGAUGGCAGUCUCGGUACAGAAAACUCAGACGGAAGCAUAAGACACGACCAGGUGCUUUCGAACGGUCUCUUGCAAGACAUUCUCGCUGCGAUUGAGCAGCCGAACGGUGCUCCGGUGCAAAUUCAAGGUGCACCGCAACCUCAACAAUUGCAACAAGUCUACGAAGAUGCCGUGGCGAAUGGUGCUCAACAGCACCAAGUGAGCACACACCAGAACCAGCAGCAUCAGCAAAGCAGCCACAACGAGAUAGUUCAGCAGGUUCUUUCGGUUCAAGGGCUCGAGGGGGCUCCGAAUGAUCUCGAAAAGCCAUUGGCCGGAGAUGAGCAAGUUGCAUUAUUUUUCAACAGUCACGGUGGCUACGAAGAGUCGAGAAAGGACAUAAGAUCGACGUCGAAGAGCGAUGCCCAGGCCGUGUUGGCGAGCAACGAAGUCAGUCGAGCCCAAGCGACGAAGAAGUCGUCGUAAAUCGAGUUCCCCUUUGCCUUAGUAUUUUAGUGGAGAAAUCAUUACACAUUAAGGAAGAGUAUCGUCGAGGGAACUUCAUCAUUAUUCAUGAGUACAGAAAGAACUUUAUUUAUAUUGAAAUGAGCGAUCACUUGAAUGCUGAUAAGAGGUUAUUCCCACGACGAUGUUCCACGACAGGAAUGCUGCUUGGAAGGUUACCCACAUUCCAAGGGCUGGCUCAACUUAAUAAGGAAGACUAACAUAAACCGCGCGAGCCGGGAGCGUUCUUUAAGCUAAUGCGGAGUGACUGCGCGCGAAAGUGACACGUGGAGGUGGCACGAUAGGAUCAACGGGAAACCAUUAGAUAGACAAAAUCAUGUGUUCACCUACGCGUAAACGUUGAGAACUCGCGAUCGGGCAUCCCUCGACUGAUUAGUGGUCGUGUUUCACGUCGUGUCUUGCGUCAGCGGAAGUACCGAGAGAACGAGAGCGCUUCGAGUGUGCCUCGGAGCCGCGCGCGGGUUCAUUCAGUUUGCGAUAUCAUCCACUUUCACCGUCGCGCACCGCUCUUGCCGGCUCGCACAUCGAAUAUCCUGCUUUUCAACCACAAUAUAACCUCAGCGCCUGUAUGCGUGUGUACUUGUAUGCGUGCCUUACUUUCGACCCGCGACUCUCUUCAUAAAAUACCGUAAUCGAGCGUGCGAACUCCGAUGGACCUGCGCUUCCCCGCUGCUAUAUUUAUUCGUACACAUGCAUCUGUGCACGCCUUCUGUCAAAUAAUACAGACUCAAAAGAUCUUGCUGUGAACUCGUUCACAUGUGCUCUUCUUGGGAAGGUUCGAUUUUUCAUGAAAAUAUAACAAUUAAAAAGUGCUGCAGCAUUCAACGAAACUACGCCACGGCGGUGCUACGCUUCCAUUUUCUCAUUCUGGAUCAAGUGGAUCGAAAGAAAUGAUUCUCCGGAAAAUUUGCAUCGAUUGGUUGUUCGUAACGAACGCAAAUUUCAUCUGACAAAAAUCUGUCGAAUGGCUUCUCGAGAUAUUGCGAAGGAGACUCGGCAAUAAUGAACCGCGCUGAUGGAAAGUUUGCGCUUUCUUAUUCUCCCGGAAGAACGAAAGUUCCGAAGAUUCGACUGGCAAGGAUCCGGAUCCUUUGGUGAGAUCCGAGGGAUACAUUUCGAGCGCGCCAAACGGGGACACGGGAGAAACGAUGAUCUUCCGAUCGAGACCGAAUCCUUUCUUUACAUAUAUAGACACGUGUAUAUGCUUACUUUUUCGAGAGGUAACACCGGAGUUUCGAGAGAUUAAUUUAUCUGGUAAAACGCCCGGGGCACGCUCGAUGUUUGUACGCGAAGGCGACGAGAGCAAGUAGGAAAAAUAUGGCUAGAAAUCGAAGCUGGAGAAAAAAGCCUCCGGCAGUUUCAUCGAUAAUGUAUAUACAUGCAAAUGGUUUUCGAGUUUUGAGUGUAGCAAUUUCCGCAGAAUACACACUCGGUCUCGUUUCAAACCGAAAAUAAAUCAUAAUUGACACGCUCCCCGUUUAUCGGUUUCCAAUCGCAGCAGUUUUUUCCUACCGUAUAAUAGGGUAGGAAUUGAUUUAAUUUGGAAGGUGAACUCGGUCGUUCGACGUGUCAUAUCACCGGAAUAGGAUCAUCUUCGUUCGAGAGGUGUUAUAAGAUAAUAGAUCCACGCGCAAUUUUUCGCCAUUUGGAGAGAGUCAUGCGUCGAUGCAAAUGCUCAUUUAGGUCAAUAGGUCGUCUCGGAAAAAACUUGCUUCUUGCAGGCAAGUGGAAAGGAAAUGAAUGUGCGGGUAUGUGUGUGUGUGCGUGUGUGCGUUAUGAAUAUGUACGAAUCUGUGUUGUUUCGCGUUCGCCUGUGUACGGCUGUUCUAUCGCGAGUGUGUGGCCUGAAGAAACUCCGCGACAAAGCUGCAGUUCAACGAGGAUUCUCCUUUCUUGAGGUCGCCGAAGUCGACCGUGUAUUCGGGAGAGAGAGAAUUACGGAGAGAAAGGAAGAGACGGAAGACAACGAGAGUCCGAGAGAAAACGCUGUGCGGUCGCUGGUGCAGAGGGACAGAGACGCCGGUUUUCACGAGGUGAAAGUUCAGGGCGCAGCUCAAGCGUUUUAAGAGUCUCGAUCCGUCACGAAGUUUGACUCCCUAAAACGGUUUGUUUUUUUGUACUUGAGAGAGUUUGUGCGUUUCGAUGCACCGAUUAAAAAAUGAUAAAACCAUUUCUUUGUGGUUUUCGGCUCACAAUGCGCGAGCUCCUGAGGUAGGCACUUCGGAAAAAUCCAUCGUAGCUUGUCAGAUGUACAGAGUUCAACGUGACGUUGAACGAAUAGUUGUGCAUUUAAGAAAGUAGGACGGAGAACGAUUCCGUUUUGUUGGUACUGGCACAAGUUUCCCUGCGAGGAAAACGGCCCGUAUUUUUGUAAGAAUUGACGUGGCAACUGUAAGUGCGAAAAUUCCUGGUAUCGUGCAGUGAAAAAACUAACUAUUCGAUAAGCAACAUGAUAAAAAAACGAAGAAAGAACAGCGACUUUCCGGCCACUGCCGAGCCAUGUAAACCAGCCUCGAAUUUUUCUGAUCACCUCAUUUCUCCUCAUUAUCUCCCCUCCACUAAAGUUUCACAGCUCUCCGGGUUCACCGCUUAUCGCGACUUUUUUAUACGAGAAUUUAAUUUAUUACCGUUUUUUGUACUCAAAAGCGUGAACCAAGAGAUUUCCCAACGUUUUUCACGAAUUUUCCGUAAGCUCCUGCUACCUCUUCCCCGUAAAAGCUACUCCACAGCAGGACUCACGCACCGCACAGAGUUAUUAUUCGCACGAGCGGUGUACACCCAAUCUCGCGCCGGAUAUAACCAUCCGCCGUACGCUAAAUCCACUCGCGUAUGUUUCUGUGCGUGUGUGUACAAACGUAUACCCAUUAAUUUUUGAUACGACUUAAAAACGUGCAGAGAUUGUACCAUUUUAUAAGUCUACGUGUAUUUAUAACUUAAUGUGCUACUGCUGUAAAUAUACUAAAAUACCGAGUAUUAAGGUAUAUACUUAAUUUGUAAAUACAA